Messenger RNA from Drepanopeziza brunnea f. sp. 'multigermtubi' MB_m1, 1455 nucleotides. Lineage: Eukaryota; Fungi; Ascomycota; Leotiomycetes; Helotiales; Drepanopezizaceae. The record is from RefSeq and is a predicted model, not a curated record.
AUGGCUGGCGGCAAGAAGAAGCGCGGACACCCUGACGUCGAGGAAGUCCUCCAAAGACCCUGGUGUUAUUAUUGUGAGCGUGACUUUGAUGAUCUCAAGAUUCUCAUAUCCCAUCAGAAGGCUAAGCACUUUAAAUGCGAACGGUGCGGCCGCAGACUAAACACCGCAGGAGGUCUCUCCGUCCAUAUGAAUCAAGUCCACAAGGAGACUCUGACGAGCGUCGACAACUCCCUGCCGAACAGACAAGGGUUGGAUGUGGAAAUCUUCGGUAUGGAAGGCAUCCCGGAAGAUGUUGUCCAAGCACAUAAUCAGCGCAUCAUCGCAGGUUUCUAUCAGGCACAAGCAGAGCGACAGGCUGCCACGGGCAAUCCAGGUCCAGGUGCGCAAAAUGGUGGUCAAUCCAAGAAACCAAAGAUCGAGGCACCCUCGGAUUUGAAGAAGCGAUUAGCAGAGCACAAGGCGCGGAAGGCCGAGCAAGCUGCGAAUGGGAGCAGUGGAGCUAACACACCCAUGAUGGACCCUGCACAAAACAGCCCUAUAGGCCAAAGUCCGGUUCCAUUUAACGCUUCCCCCUUUCCUCCUCAACAAGCCAGCUAUGGCGCAACACAAGGUGCGGGUUACGGAUCGUUUUCACAAGAGCCCUAUUCACAACCUGUGGCAGCUUACCAACAGCCUCCCUACCAAGCCCCCUUUUCGGGUCCACCAGGCCAGCAAUACCAACCCUCCUAUUCGCCACCUCAACAACAACACGCCCCUACCGCACAAUCUUACCCCCCAUACCCACCCCAACUUGGACCCGGCUCACCACCCGGCUCGUUUGGUGGAUAUCCACGCCCGGUAUCGCACACUCCUCCACAGCUUGGCGGACUCCCAAAUCGACCACCAAGUUUGCCGCCUGCUCCCGGGCUUCCGCAACGACCAUCUUUUGGUGCUCCUCAACUUCCACCACACCAAAUGCAGCAGAUGCAUCAAGGCGCUCCCCCACCACCGGGCACGUGGGGAGGCAGUGGAUGGAAGGGUACAGAACAAAACACAGCUAUGUCAUCAGCAUACUCUCACCCUCCAGGCUUCCCUGGAGCUUAUCCGACUAACGCUUCUCCUGUGGAUGACGCUGUCUCAGGCGCUGCCCGCGAAGCUGACGAUGACAUUGACAAACUGAUCAGAAUGGCCGAGGCAGGUAUCAAGCCCCUGAAGAAUGGAGAAGUCCCCGCGCCAUCCCAGGCACCCGAAGCGAUGCCCACCCCCGCUCCUGAAGCCAAGUCGGCAGAGACGGUGGCGCCGGCCGACAAGAAGUCGAAGAAGGAGAAGGGGCAGGUCAAGAUGAUGUAUUCCGACAACGAUUUGAGCCCGGAGGAGAGAAUGGCCCAAAUGCCCAGGUACGCAUUCGUCCCAGAAGGAAAGACUGAACCAGUUCUUGUCGAAGCAGCUCCGGUGGCCGAGGCCGUGGGCGCUUAG